This is a messenger RNA of Daktulosphaira vitifoliae (grape phylloxera), 2704 nucleotides long. RefSeq names its product DNA ligase 1 (gene DNAlig1). The record is from RefSeq and is a predicted model, not a curated record. Gene Ontology annotation, cellular component: nucleus; mitochondrion. NCBI's taxonomy places the organism in Eukaryota, Metazoa, Arthropoda, Insecta, Hemiptera, Phylloxeridae. The transcript is spliced from 14 exons. The coding region runs from base 83 to 2551 and encodes 822 amino acids. Gene Ontology annotation, molecular function: DNA binding; ATP binding; DNA ligase (ATP) activity. Gene Ontology annotation, biological process: Okazaki fragment processing involved in mitotic DNA replication; lagging strand elongation; DNA recombination.
UUUAUUUAGAUCUUUAGUCUUGAUCAGUUUUCAGACAUAUAGUAAAUUAACUAUGAUAACAAUGAAAUGAUAACCAAACAAAAUGCCAACUAUCUUUUGGCGGUUUAUUAGCAAAUUUAUUCAGAAUUCUGUUGUUCCAAGUUUACAAUUAAGAUUAAAAACAAAUUCAAAAAUGACUCAAAGAACAUUAAUGUCGUACUUCAGCUCAAAAAAUAGCAUUGAAAACAUCAAACCUGUAACAAAUAACAAAUUAGUUGAAACUUCUCCCGAGGAACUUGAAGUAUCAAAAAGUAGUCCUAUUAAAACUUAUGGUAAACGAAAAAAAAAUUCUCAUUUAUUUAGUGACAGUAGUGAUGAAGAAUCUAACUACAAUAAAAAAACAUGUGAAAAUAAUUCACCCAGUAAAGAAAAAUCACCUAUCAAAGAACAGUUAUAUUCAACAAAUAAAGAUAACAAUAAAUCAACGGAUAAAAAUAAAGAGUUGGAUCAAUCAAAUAUCAAUUCUAAGAUAAAUGAAACUCCCGAAAUGAAACUAUUACAAAAUUCUACAAACAAUAUAGUCAGUGAUCAUAGUAUGUCAACUGAAAUGUAUUAUGAUCCUACUAAAAAAAGUUAUCAUCCUAUCAAUGAUGCAUUUUGGAGUCAAAAUCAAGAAACUCCAUACUGUGCAUUGACAAAAACAUUACUAUGUAUAGAAGAAGUUAGUGCUAGACUGAAAAUAAUUGAAAUACUUUCAAAUUAUUUUCGGUCAGUUAUUGUUUUAAGUCCUAAAGAUUUAUUACCAAGUGUAUAUCUGUGCUUAAACAAAGUUGCACCUGAUUAUACAGGUUUAGAGUUGGGCAUUGCAGAAACAACAUUAAUGAAAGCAAUUGUUCAAACAACAGGAAGAAGUAUGGCUCAAGUUAAAAGUGAUGUUAACAAAACAGGUGAUUUAGGUAUUGUUGCAGAAAAAAGUAAAAGUAAUCAAAGAACCAUGUUUAAACCUUCUCGAUUAACUGUUAAAGGAGUGUUUGAAAAAUUAAAAGAAAUAUCAGAAAUGACUGGUCAUGCUGUGUUGGCCAAAAAAGUAGAUAAAAUUCAAUCUAUGUUUAUUGCUUGUCAAGAUUCUGAAGCGAGAUUUUUGAUGCGAUCAUUAGCUGGUAAACUUAGAAUUGGUCUUGCUGAACAAUCAGUAUUACAAGCACUGGCUUUAGCUUGUACAUUAACACCACCAUCUCUAAAUUAUCCACCUGAAAUAAUUAAUAUUUCUAAAGAAAUGAAUGAAGAAAAAUUUAAAAAACUUUAUGAUGAAAAAUCUCUAAUUUUAAAAACUACCUAUUGUGAAAGUCCAAAUUUAGAUGCUAUCAUACCAAUUAUUCUUGAGAAAGGUGUUGAUGCUCUGCCAGAAAAUUGUAAACUAACUCCUGGAGUGCCAUUGAAACCUAUGUUGGCACAUCCUACAAAAGGAGUUCAUGAAGUUCUUGAUAGAUUUGAUGGAUUAAAAUUCACAUGUGAAUGGAAAUAUGAUGGUGAAAGAGCUCAGAUUCAUUUAACAGAAGAUGGAAACACUUAUAUUUUUAGUCGUAAUCAAGAAAAUAAUACUUCUAAGUACCCAGAUAUUCUAAAUCGUUUAAAUUUGGUUAAAGGACCUAAUGUUCAGUCUUUUGUGAUGGAUUCUGAAGCUGUGGCAUGGGAUAAAGAGAAAAAAAAAAUUAUGCCUUUCCAGAUUUUAAGUACACGAAAAAGAAAAAAUGCCAAUGAAGAAGAUAUCAAAGUUCAAGUUUGUGUAUUCAUGUUUGAUUUACUUUAUUUAAAUGGUGAACCUUUGGUUAAACGUCCAUUUUGGGAGCGUAGAAAGUUAUUAAAAGAAAAUUUUAUUGAGGUAGAAGAGCAAUUUUUAUUUGCUACUUCCUUAGAUACAAUAACUAUGGAAGAAGUUCAAGACUUUUUGGAAGAAUCUAUUAAAGGAAAUUGUGAAGGACUUAUGGUGAAGACAUUAGAAGAAGAUGCAACAUAUGAAAUUGCCAAACGAUCACGCAAUUGGUUAAAAUUAAAAAAAGAUUACCUAGAUGGUGUAGGUGACACUAUUGAUGUAGUUGUUCUUGGUGGAUAUUUAGGUCGUGGUAAACGUACUGGAACAUAUGGAGGCUUUUUAUUAGCAUGUUAUGAUCCAGAGAGUGAAGAAUAUCAAAGUAUUUGUAAGAUUGGUACGGGGUUUACUGAUGAAGAUCUUCAAAAUCAUACUGAAUUCUUUAAAGAACAUGUAAUUGAAAGACCAAGAAGUUAUUAUCGCUAUGAUCAAAGUCAUGAACCAGAUCAUUGGUUUGAAACUAUUCAAGUUUGGGAAAUAAAAUGUGCUGACUUAUCCUUAAGUCCUGUCCAUAGAGCUGCAUUAGGCAUUGUUGAUCCAGAAAAAGGAAUUUCUUUAAGAUUUCCGAGGUUUCUUCGUAUAAGAGAUGACAAGACAAUUGAACAGUCGACAUCAGCUCAACAAAUUGCUGAAUUAUAUUAUAGUCAAGUUCAGAUUAUGAAUCAAGGAAGUACAAAUACAAACAAAGAAGAUUUUUAUUAAGUGUAGUUUAUUUUUAUGAAAAUACAUAAUUUAUGUCAAAUAAAUUAUUAUUUUAAUAAUUAUAUCAUGAAACCUAUUGUAUCAUAAUUAUAUUGUAAUCCAUUAUUUAAAUUGUGUCUUUUUAACAAUAAUAUAUAGUAUUUAAAAUUAAAA